Messenger RNA from Hippocampus comes (tiger tail seahorse), 858 nucleotides. RefSeq names its product inactive dipeptidyl peptidase 10-like. NCBI's taxonomy places the organism in Eukaryota, Metazoa, Chordata, Actinopteri, Syngnathiformes, Syngnathidae. Gene Ontology annotation, molecular function: serine-type peptidase activity. Gene Ontology annotation, cellular component: plasma membrane; voltage-gated potassium channel complex. The record is from RefSeq and is a predicted model, not a curated record. The transcript is spliced from 3 exons. The coding region runs from base 172 to 477 and encodes 101 amino acids. Gene Ontology annotation, biological process: regulation of potassium ion transmembrane transport; proteolysis.
AAUUUUAUAUCGCAAAGAUUAAUGUGAAACCUCUUAUUUCAACCCAUUUUUACCAUUAGGUCAACUGCCGUACUCUAUUUUAAAUGGCUGCAAGACACACAAGGAAAAUCAUUUUGGUGGAAUCUCAAAGCUGAAAUUCUCCAUUCAUCGCCAUGUUUCAAAAGUUUUACUAUGUGUUGUCGCUGGCAGGUUUCAAGUCUACUUGGUAACAUCACAGGACCGGGUCAAUUGAAAUUUCUUCUUAUCCAUGGCACAGCAGAUGCUUCUGUUCAUUUCCAGCAUUCUGCCGAAUUGAUCAAACUUCUGUCUUCAUUUAAUAUUAACUACACUCUUCAGAUUUUUCCAGAUGAGGGACACAAUCUUGCAUCUGUCAAGAGCCAGCGCUAUAUGCUCAACUCGGUGGUCACCUUCUUCAAAAACUGCUUUGAGGACGAGAAACGGGUUGUGGACCAGAAGAAAUGGAAAGAUGAUGACUAAGAUGGAGAUCGACCUGCCGGCAAAGUUUUGUCCAGCUCCAAGAAAUUAGCACCUGCUUGCAUGAGCCAACACUUUUGCACUCAGUCCUGAAGUGCUGCUAUCUCCCGAAGCAAGGAUUUGUGAAACAUCCUGCCAAAUAGAACCCAACCCUAUUUUUUGCUUGACGCAUGACCAUUUCGUUCCCUAUGUUUUGUCGCAUUAACCUGGUUGUUUGUCAUGAUAUUGUGUUUGCGUAAAGGACCCACUGAAAAGAAAUGACACUCAUAACGAGAAGGAAGUUCCUAGAACAUAUGACUAGAAUGAAAUGGUAAUUCGACAAGAAUCAAGUCAUCUUACAAGACACAUGAAAUGUAUCUAGAAUAAAAGCUUGAUAUGACAGGA